Molecule: messenger RNA, 1306 nt
Organism: Selaginella moellendorffii
Lineage: Eukaryota; Viridiplantae; Streptophyta; Lycopodiopsida; Selaginellales; Selaginellaceae
Exons: 4
Coding region: 51-776 (241 amino acids)
Source: RefSeq, a predicted model, not a curated record
UAGGGUUCUUUCUUGGAGGGGAUUUAGGUUUUUAAUUGCCCGCGUGAUCGAUGCGGCUUGCCGGCGGAGAAGGCUCAGAAAUCCCCAUUACCUUGUGCAGCUCCAGAACGCCGAUCAAGGCCGCCCCCAGCGCCGUCUCCUUGACAACGAAAGCUUUCGGGCCGUGCGGGAUGUCCUUGGCAGCGAUGUCUGCGACAUGGAUCUCGUCCACGCGCUACACUUGGCGAGGAACGAUUUGCAAGUGGCCGUGCUCGACACUCCGGGUUUUAGAAAUAGGAAGAGGCUCCAGGCGAGGAACGAUUUGCAAGUGGCCGCCCACAUUGUGCUCGACACUCCUGCAAAAAACUCCUGCAAAAGCUGAGGCUUCUAGGACAGCAAAAAUUUCCGAGGUGAGCAAUGAUAGUGGAGCAGAGGAUUUAUAUGAUUCGGGAGUAGAAAGUGGAGCAAUCGAUGGUGGGGAAGAAGAGGUAAACAAGAUUAUGACUGGAGGAGGAAACGAUGCCGAGGUGGAAAGAACAACAGUGGUGGAGAGCUCCAUUGAGACUGUCAGGAAACAUGGCGAGGCUGUUUCUAGCGCCUUAGCUGGACUUUCAAUCAGAGGUAGUGCCUUGACCCACGGUAAUCCCGUUAAGAUGGAAGCUGGCUGUGAUUCCGUGAAAGCUGAAGCUUCGGUUUCGAUCGCAGCUGGAUGUGAUCCUACGAAAGUAGAUGGCUUGGUGAAGAUGGAAGCUGGUUGUUUUAGAUGCAGAGAGGUGGUGGCUUCUCCAAGAGACUGAAGUUGCCGGGUACUCGACGUCCAGGGGAUGCCGGAUUCGAGUUGGCGAGUUCGUGUCCUUCAAUUUUCCCAAGCCUGAAGCCGAAAGUAAGAAGAAGUUCUUUGAGCACAAGAAGGUUCGGCCGAAAGCAAGCUCCGACAUUGUAAGGUUCUUGACAAAAGCUUCAGGAGAGAGAGGACGGCUUCCAGCCGACUGGUGAUACCUUUGGGAAGUGCAAAAUGGCACCAGAGGCUCUUUCUCUUAUGAGCAGCAUAGUUCUCCAUUUGAGAGUUUAUAUCAACAAGUCAGAAGCCUUACGAAGAGGGGGAUGAGCGCGGAUUGAAGCUUCUGCAAGCUAUCUUGAAGCCGUUAAUGCUUCGAAGAACAAAAGAUUCAACUGAUAAAGAAGGAAGACCAAUCUUGUUCUCCAACCGGCUCAAUAUGAAGUUAUUGUAUCCAUAUCCAUAGCUAUCAUGCAGGCGUUCCUGUACGAAAUAGGAACUCAUAACUGUACCAACAAGUAAUCGGUUUCGAAUAAAUGUCGAGGAGCA